Molecule: messenger RNA, 1082 nt
Organism: Kockovaella imperatae
Lineage: Eukaryota; Fungi; Basidiomycota; Tremellomycetes; Tremellales; Cuniculitremaceae
Exons: 6
Coding region: 236-985 (249 amino acids)
Biological process (GO): poly(A)+ mRNA export from nucleus
Cellular component (GO): nucleus
Source: RefSeq, a predicted model, not a curated record
AUCGUUAUCACCACGGGUUCGCCCAGCUACGACGCGACCGCAUCAACAUUACGCUCCUGGUGGCUCUUCGAUAUAGACCCAGUCUCGAGUAUAUACAUCACCUUGCGGAGCUUACAGAGCCAGAAUCACACCUUGAACUUCCGGACCGCCUUAUAGCAACGCAUUUUCCACUUCCUCUGGGCUUGCAUCCCUUCCACCUCCCACUUCGUCUCGUUCAACAUCUCUCUGGGCCAACAUGGACGCCAAGUUACAAAAGCUAAAGGUUGCCGAGCUGAAAGAAUUGUUGAGCAAACACAACCUCCCGCAGACAGGCAAGAAGGAUGAACUGGUCAAGAGACUGGUAGAGAACAAUAUCUCAACAGAGGAAGGGGACGAAGAGCUGCUUGAUCCGGAUGAUGUUGAAACCGACCAAGCAACUGCGCCAACGUCCUCCGCUGUACCAGCCGCCUCGACUUUAACUUCGGCUGGGGAGAUGCCGGAAAAAUCGACAGACCCGACGAAUGGCUCAUCCGUCGAGUUGACACCGGAACAACAAGCUAUGAAAGCUCGAGCCGAGAGGUUCGGAAUGCCGUACAACCCCAACGCCUCCAGUCGCUCAGGUCAGAAAUCAGGCAGCGGUUCGGAGAAGGCAACUGCCCAGCAACCGCAUACACCGGCAUCCAGCUCGACCUCACAGGCUCAAAAGGCUGGACCAAUCGAUAAAGCCCCUCUUGGAGUAUCGGAAGAGACUCUGGCGAAACGAGCUGCCAAAUUUGGAUUACCAGAGAAGACGAGCGCUGCUGCAACUGCUCCUGCUGCCGAGUCGCGAACGAAGGCUGCCUCUACCCCCGCCCCUCCCAAAGCUGAAGCUGAGAUGACACCAGAGCUCAAAGAAAAGAUUGCCAUUGAAGAAGAAAAGAAGAGAAAACGAGCCGAAAAGUUUGGUACUGCCCAGCCAACCAAUGGUACAGCCGCAGAGCCUGAUGCCAAAAAGACAAAGGUCUAGGUGAGUUUUAAAGCCAUCCUGUAUUUGUAUCUGUGGGCUGCGCAAAAGGGAAAAGACAUGCCCAUCACGGUCAUGCAUCUCGUUGACUCUCGUUCUA